UGAGGAGGAAAAUGAAAGGGGAAUUAAGGUGUAGAGUGUCUGUGUGAAAUGAAGAAGGUCGGGGGAGAGAGAGCUGUGAGGAGGGAGGGAGGGAGUGUUUUCGAGGAAAUCUUGAUGAAGGAGGAGGGCACGGACACGGUGUCGUCGUUCCCCGUGGCUCGCCCACCUCCGUUGAUGAGAAUGGACCAUAAUCACGAAGACGAUCAUGCUGGAAGGGAUGGUAGUGGUUGGGAUAAUCGGUUUUGGGCGUCGUCGCCACCUGUAGGUUGUGUAUGCUCCUCCUCCUCUUCCUCGUUCGAGGGGUUCCUGACGGGUAGGAGAUCAAGGAGCAGCUCUACUUCCUCGUCGGCUAUGGGUUCCUCAUCUUCUGGGACUUCAAAUUUUCCGCUUUCGUCGUCAUCCCCCUCUGGUGGUGGGAGUAAGUCCUCCUCGUCUUCGACGCGUGUUGCUCGUCAGUUAUCUCCAUUUGUCGGUGAAGGGUUCCUUCUCCACAAUGUCACGAAAUUUGACACAUUGGCAGGAUUGGCCAUCAAGUAUGGCGUGGAGGUUGCAGAUAUUCGGCGGUGCAAUGCCCUUGUGAGUGAUGUACAGAUGUUUGCGCGAAAGGUUUUGCGGAUUCCAACACCCGGUCCAUUUCCAACGUGCGGUUCUUGUGAAGCUGCCUGUGAGCCAGGAAGCUCAAGCAAGGGGCCAUCUUCAGAGCAGGAAUCCCCGGUGCUAUCGUCUUGCGAGCCAUCAUCGUCAUCGUCAUGGCCUUUACACUGUGAAAUAGAGAGCCGGAAAGGAAGGAGGCGAGGAGCGGAGGGUAAGUCGAUGCACCGGAAAAGCAUUUCCCCGGCUAUGGGGUUGCUUAGAGGAUACUAUGGCCUGAGAAAGCAAGGAGCUUCUGAGGGGAUGGAAUUGGCUGUGUAUAAAUCUGAUAAUGAGAAUGGAUCGGAGGAUGAUGAAGGUUUGUUGUCGCCGAUGGAGAGGAGGGAUCUUCCCAUUUGGGAAUCAAAGGGACGGAACCAGAGUGGUCUCUCUGAGAGAGGAACGGAGCGCACAGGUGAGGGCGAGAUUCCGUCUGUGCCUCCGCGGAGUUCGCUUGAGGAAGGCGGGGGUGGGUUGGGGAAGGCAGAACUGGGAGGAGGGUGGCAUGCAGAGGAUACCUUUGUUGGGUUGGCAACAGCAGGUGGCCCUUCAUCGAGGAGGAGGGUGUCGCAGGCCGAUGAAGUCGUUGCAGUUGUGGAAGCCUUGUCGGAGAGAACAAGAGCCGCAAGGGAGACAGUGCGGCCUGCGGGAGCGGUGGGUUGCGUUGCGGGCUGGGAUGAGGCCGUGCAAGGGGGAAUCACAGAGAUUGUCGAUGAAAAACUUGUGCGGCGGAAAACCGUAGGGUCUUCGAAGGCAGGGUCAGUGGUCGACUCCAAAGACUCGUUCGGCGGGGGUUAUGGGGCUGCUGUGCAUGUAUCGGGAUCCGUUGCUGGGGUGAGAGAGAACGGAGAUAUUGCUAACGAGAAGGGAAGGAGAGGUUUCAUUCCGGGGAGGGGUCCGAUGCCUAGACCUAAGGCCUCUAGUGGAGAAUGGGUGGCAAGGGACGAGGGUCUUAAUCUCGGAAGUGUGAGCGGGGGCGUUGUUAGAGGGAAGGCAGGAGCAGAGGCGGCAACGAUCCUGCCUCCUCCUCUUGGAACUAUCAAUGGAUGGCAGAAUUUGGACUUGGCAGGGUUUGGCGGUGGGGGAAAGGGGGGUGAAGAAGGAGGGAGAGCAGUGGGAGGAGCUGGAGGAGGAGGAGGAGGUGGCCUUGGCUCCUUGUUGAGUGCGUCUGCUGUCGAGCAUCUAAUUAUGAAAGUGAAACGCUCUUCCAGUUUGCCCCAGAUCAAUUUUGUUGAGCAGGAUGGGGAUGCCGACAGCAGGGGGUUGCUUUCCUCUAUUGGAAAACGGCGUCUGAGUGGCGGCAACUUGUUUGGGAACUGGUCCAAUAUGGGGGGGGUUGGUAGCGGUUUGAUAGAUGCGGUAAGAGCCGUAGGUGUGAAUGGGAUCACUGGGAAUGGUGGAGGGGGGGGAGGGGUGUUGAAUGGGGCUGACUUCUUCGGAGGGAAGCCUCCGGUGUCGCGAAGGAACAAAGCUUCCGUAGAUUAGCAGUGCGGAGGAGGAGGAGGUGGCGGAGGUGAGAGGUCCGUAGAUGGAUUUGUGUGUAUGUAGGCGAAAGUUCAAAUCUCCUCGUGUGAAAGGGAAUGGCAAGAGGUGGCGUUGCAAGAUAUAUAUAUAUAUAUAUAUAUAUAUAUAUAUAAUUGUACACGCGUUGAAGAAGGGGGAGAGAAGGGGGGGGAAACGGUAGACUGGGAGGGGGGGGUGGAAAGGUGGAGGGGAAGAGUGGUGUUGGGUAAUCCGGCCGCCAAAAAAGGGUGGGGGGGGGGAGGGCACAGAGGGAGAGAGGGAGAGAGGGAGGUACACUGGUGGCUGGAGAUGUUUGAUUUGUGAACAUGAAAUAAAUAAAUGCCCCUAACUCGGGGUUUCGCCGGGACAGGAAUAAGUGCACACAGUCAGUGCACGGGUGAAUACUUCAUCGGGUAACCUUGCUUGGCAUUCGACGAAUAUCGACAGAACGCAGGGGUGGGGUGGGCACAAAGGGAAAGAGCUCAGUGGCUCUGGUGCUGAAGAUGAACAAAAGAGUACCACCCCCAAAGCGCGGAAGAGCUCAGUGGCAAUGGUGCUGGAGCUGGAGAUUAACAUAAGAGUACUUCAGAGAUCUCUGUGUUACCUUGAUGAGGAUGGACAAUGUAUAGAUCGUCUGCGUCGGUUUCACAAGCAUCGGGAGGGAAUCCCCUGCUACGGAAGGAGGGGACCAUCCAAUUGCAAAAGUCCCAACUCCUUUUCUUCUGAAUGUUUGCUCAGGACUUCACAGUCUUCUUCAAAGUGGCUGGGGUGUUCUUUCCCCACAAGAUCCGGGUUUUCCAAGCGUAGGACUGCUGAAUUUGCAGCACUCUGUGCUGCUCUUUCUCUGUCGAGUCCCGUGAGAGAAUUUGUUUGUUUGUUUGUUUCCUACAUGUGUCUGUUUUUGUUUGUCAUUGCUGCAGCAUGUUGUCGAUUACGUGAUUGAUCUGUGUCAGCGAGCAUCCCUGCGGCCAGAUUGCUUGCUAUGAGGAGUGAGCUGCUAGUGACAGGGUAGCUUGUCGCCAUCCCUCUGAGCUGAUGCAGGUGGUAGCGAUUACGGUGGAUGUGGCGGCUGCUGGUUGCGCUGUCGUUCUGUGUGAACGGGCCGUUUGGGGAUAUCGUUCUAUGCAGAAUAAGCUACUGGCAACAGGCAGGGAAGCUCGCCCCCAUCUCCCUGAGUUGAGGGAGGUCGUAGUGAGUAAGGUGGAUGUGGCGGCGGCUGCUUGCUGUGCGUUGUUGUCCGGUGUCAAAGGCCCAUUAGGGGAUAUCGUUCCGAGAUACGGUUGUGGUGGUGAUAUGCUGCUCUGCGUGGUCACUGGGAGACUCUGGAAGACAGUUUGGUAUCCGAACCGCCCCAGGGAGUCGCAAGCCAAACUGCACUCCAGGCUGAUGAACAAGAGGUGGGGGAAAGGUUGCCCUGAUGUUGUUGUGACUAAAAAUGUGUGUGUUGGUCUGAUGAUUGAUUUGAGUCGAGUAGUUGGCAGCCCCGUAGAUUGACCGGCCGCUGCUAGUCGCAGCGGUCCAGUGUUGAUAAAUUAAGAGGGGUUUGGUGGUCCCUCACGUCAGCAAUAGAAUGGAGAAGUGGUCCCAAGUGGUCCCAAGUCCCAAGUGGUCCCAAGUGGUCCCAAUUUGUCAAUCGUCUGUCGACGGCAGUCCGUGUGUCUGGUAAGAGGGAUACCGCAGAGGGAAAAGGAGUUUCAUCAUGGCAGAACCGCCGGAUUCCAGGACUCCAACAUGCUAAUCUUUGAAACGCUGUGUGGCGCUGACCAAGCAAUACUUGGGAGGUUUUUUUUUUGCUGUAAAUUAUGCCUGGUGUGGAGAGGGAGGAGUAUUUUCUCCGCUCUUUCAUCAGGAGAGGUUGUCACUGCAAUUUAGUGGCCAUAAUUCAGGUAUGGUUGUUCUGAA
Messenger RNA from Chara braunii, 4035 nucleotides. The record is from the annotation of a GenBank genome assembly. NCBI's taxonomy places the organism in Eukaryota, Viridiplantae, Streptophyta, Charophyceae, Charales, Characeae.